CGCGGCGCAAAAGUCUGGAAGUGCGUGUCAUUGCGGGAGAGACCUGGCUACCUUACUGCCCGUACAGGUAUACAGGCCGGCACGGAACUGCCUGGAAGAGGACGGCGGCGAGGAACGAAGAGGACGGAAUCAAGGCAUCCCCGCAACGGGCGUGCUCCAUUCAAUCAUUCAUUCGCGCGACAUCAUCCAGCUUUAUGCCUGCCCUUUCUGUGUUACGUUUCUCUUUGAGCCUUCAGUUCCCUUCGCCUAAUCCGACUAGAGACCAGACGACCCAGGCUUCUAGAGUGCACACUAACGGGACCACUCCGGACGCCAAAAGCAACAAGGACUGGCACCCACUGACUGCCCAAGCCAAGAAGCACCACCUCGACGGCCAAUAAUCCCAACACGAACCGCCCAAUCUGCGCUCGGCCCACGCCUUCUUUUUCUUCCCAUCCGUCUUCUAGAUACAAGUCUUUCUUCCCACUUUGCAAUCUUCAACCUUGCUAGGGGCCCUUCCGCUUUCUUUCCCCUCUCUCCAGCAAACCAGGUGCCGAACGAGAUAACGAGGUCCUCGAGCGAGCGAGCGAUAGCCCAAACGACCAGGACAAUUCGAGCCCGCCAACUGCCACUACACUACACUACGCUAGGUGCAGCGAUCCAAGCGAGCGAACGAGAGCGAGCCCCUCGACUGCCCAAAUUGUGAUACGCCCUCACUUCGUCUUUUUUUUCCGGCGCCCGCCAUACACACACGCUGAUACCAAGCAAAGCCCGCAAAGCCCGCAAAGCCCAGCCCUCGUUUCCUGGCCCUCCGCCUCUGAGACAGCGUGACCGCAUGCUACAGUCGACCGAGACAUCGAUUAGUCCGAUCACGGCUUGAUAUUACCGGCCCCCCGAUUCCGUCCCGAAAGCUGAAGCACCACCACCAGCCCGGGAGGCCCUGUGACGUUGUCUCCAGGCGCACCUGCUGUACCUGCCAGCCCUGCCAGCCCUGCCUUGUCAACACCUGUCGCCAAUACUGUCUGACUGCUUGCUUGCUUGCUUACUUGCUUGCCUGUCCUCUUAACUGAGGGGUCAUCGCUAUCCGCGCCAGGUCUCGCUGAUCUGCUUGUGAUAGACGACUAAUACACCACUCCACGACCCUGUUUGGUUUUGAAAGCAGAAAAAAAAAACAGAAGAAAACAAAGAAAACAAAAAGGCACCCGAGGGCUGCUGUGGCAUUCGGCCCAUCCUCCUCCCCCCCAAAUAGGCCUCUAUUCUCUUGUCUAGAUGAUGACCUCAUCCCGUCCCCAAGGCGAUGUUGGCUCCAGUUUCGCCAGCCGACGCGGCCACGACCGACUGUCGAUAUCCGAUCCUAGCCGCCACGUCACCGAGACCAUAGGAACAAUGUACACCAUCGACGACGACGACUCCGGUCCCGAAGACGGCCGUCGGGCCAGCCGCCCCCUUAGCUUCAUUGCGACCCAGGGAGAUCACUUGGAGCGCCUCGCUAGUCUCGCCGAGGAGCCCUCCGAGGAGAACUCGGGGGAUGAACUGCGCCUCGUCCGGACAACCUCAGACAAGACCAAGUCAACACUACACGACACCACCACUGGCCGAGAGGGGGGCGAUGAUGGGUUCAUGGGUGGACGCACCUCGAAGGAGUCCAGCACCCUCCCGGUGAGGAAGUCAAGCGACACGAGCAGUUCGUCAGAAAGACCGGCCUCUCCGCUUUCGCCCGCGCGCUCGAUACGGGAACUCCAGGCCGAUGGGUCGGCAUCCCAGUUCCCCAUGACGAAUAUCGACGACGCCAACGACAUUGCACAAGAGUUGAGUAAUCUGCAGGCGCUGCGGCGGCUAUCGAUGGAUGUUGGGAAUUUCAACGACCCCGAUCUUCUUCCUUUCUCGAAUAUGGGCCUAGUCCAGUCUGGUCCACCAUCGGGCGAAGAUGACGAAGCAGACCCGUCCCGUUUGCUAUGGGUACCUGCGAGAGUACACCCGGAACUCGAACCUACGGCGUUCAAAGACUUCCUGGAGAAUCGCGUGCAGGCAAUAAAGCGGCGGUCCAGUGACUCCAUGUUGUCGAUUGACCUGAACCGAAGUGACUCAACAGGUGGAGGAGGGGGCCUGAGGAGAAAGAAGUCAAUGCUCUCUCGCCAAAUCAAGCCGACGAGUGAGGGUAUUGACUACGUGGAUGGCGCAGAAAGGCUGCAACGGCAACGCUCCCUACAUGGCGAUGGUAACCCAGAACCUAGCCUGAAUGAGUUGGUAGAUGAUCCUUCGAAAGCAGUCAAGAAACUGGCGCUUGAGACUCACCAAGAGGUGGACGAGGGUGACAUCCCGAUACUUCCUGCUCCAAGUAUGGGUCUAAGACGCUCCACAAAGACAACAUACAGAAAAAGCGGCAGUGUACGCGGGAACAAACCGUCAUUUUCGAAGAGGGCCCAUGGAAGGCAGUCAUCCGAGCUUGAAGAUGAUAUGCCCCCUGUUCCGGCAAUGGACGAGGCGUCAAGUCAAGGUCUGAAGAGGGUACAGUCCGAGCCGGCCCUGGCUGAUCUCUACUCACAUCCCGAGAAAUCGCUGCACACACGGCAAAAUUCUGCGCGCGAUCCCUCGGGUUCGUCCAAAGAUAUAACCGUACGACGAUCGUUAGAAGACACACCCAACAGAGCUCUUCAGCACGAACCAAAGUCGGCUAGCCCGCCUGCCCCGGCCCCAGCGGAAGUCCUCCCUGUCAAGAAGACUCCUCCGCCCAUACCGCCACCCACAACCGCCCCGCCGCCGGUGCCUGCAAUCGUUGCGACGCCGCCAGCAGAGACAAAUAAGCAGACUCUGCCCGAUAGAUCCUCCACUCAAAAGGCGGACGAGCCGUCGGCUCGCGUCGAGAAACGUCCGUCGAUUGACGCAACCAAUUCGACAGCGCAAGCUAAUGGCAAGAGUCAGCCUAAGCCUUCUGCGCCGAGCGUAAUUACGCAACCCCCGCCGGCAUCGGAUGAGAAGAAAGCGGACAAGAAGGCGAAAGAGAAGGAAGAGGUUGAAGCCCCCACCAAAUCGUCCGGAUGGAAAUGGUUCAAGAGUGAUGAGAAGGACAAGAAGAAGCGCGAGAAGGAAAAGGAGCGCGAGAAAGAGGAGCAAGCUCGGAAAGCGAAGAGCAAGGGCGGAGACAAGAGCCAUGAUGCGACCCGGUUGGACGUUCUACAAAACUCGAUUGAAGGCUCUUCCAAAGGCCGGGAGAGCCUGGUGCUGGAUCGGGAUAGUAUCGACAAGAACGAGGACAAGAAGAAGGAGACCAAGAAGGAAAAGGAAGGCUUCUUUGGUGGUCUUUUCGGAGGCAAAAAGAAGGCUGACAAGGAGCCUGCCAAGAAGAAGGAGCAAACCCUACUUACUCCAGAACCUCCUCGCCGAAAACUUGUUCCCGAUGUCGACUACUCUUGGACUCGCUUCCCGAUUAUUGAAGAGCGAGCCAUUUACCGGAUGGCUCACAUCAAGCUUGCGAACCCCCGCCGACCCUUACACAGUCAAGUCCUGCUCAGCAACUUUAUGUACUCUUAUCUCGCAAAGGUCCAGGCCAUGCAUCCCCAGCUCAACGUGCCCACCUCACCGCAGCAAAGGCGGUUGGAGGAAGAGCGCAAGCGCCGUGAAGCCGAACAGAAGGCGGCGCAGCAGCGAGCAAUGGAGCAACUCGCCCUUGAACAACAAAUGGCGGCGAUGUCUGGCCAAAGCGAUUUCAACUUUGAGUACCAUCGCGCUGGAAAUGGGUAUGGCGAGGCAUCGGGCGGCGGCACUCAGUACGUUGAUGACGCUCAGAUCUAUGAAUACGAGCAACAACGGAACGAAUCUCGCGCCCGCCAGGAACAACAACAAGAAAAUGGCAAAGAUGGCGAGGCAAAGGACAUGUGGUAGGCCGACCACGGCCCGUCUCCCAGCUGGUCCAGACUCUGCCUAGCUGGUUGAAGAAGUCUGUGGUACCAGUCCCAGGCCAUCACUCUGGUGGGUUAAACUGCACGUCAGGCUUGACAAACGUCUUGUCCGGCGAGGAAUAAGAGACGGGCUCAGGCUCCUUUAUAGUGCGAGAGGAGGUAGUGGGACAUUUGACAAGAGCAUAUUGUACUUAGCUAAUCUUCCUUUUCUUUUCGACUUUGUAAACGAGAGCAGCAGCAGCAGGAGGAGAAGGGGGAGGAGGAGGAGAAACAACACGAAAAACAACCCAGCAGCGAGCAUCGGGAUUGGCGUAUCGGGACACAAAUGUCAUGGAAUGGGGGGAGGCGGCAAGGCGAUGAAAGAUAUAUAAGGUAUUUAUUGGGUGUUGUAAAAGAGAUCAAUGUUUGAGAGUGGAUGGAUGGCAGGUAGGAAGGAAAUGGGUUGGGAAUUCAUUGCAACUCUAUUUUUUUCUUUUUUGCUUUUUUCUCAUCAUGUUGCGAGUCGGGAUCUAUCUACCCUUGAGAGGAGAGAGAAAGAGACCGAGAGAGAGACAAAGAGCUUAUCAUCCUGUUCUGUAUCACAACGCAACGAAAAAUGACACGGCAGUAGUAGGUCUGUUGGUCCGCCUUGGGAGCAACUCUCUUCUUCUUCCUGACAGCGACUUUGGGCUGCCCGCUGCACCAGAUUUGGAAACAACAACUGUCUCUCCGUGCGCUUUUCAUCAAGUGAAAUUUGGCAGCUUUCUUCCUGGUUAGUGUACACCUUGCCCUCGUUGACUAGUAGGUAUUUUGAGUACCUUGUUGAUCC
Molecule: messenger RNA, 4686 nt
Organism: Neurospora crassa OR74A
Lineage: Eukaryota; Fungi; Ascomycota; Sordariomycetes; Sordariales; Sordariaceae
Product: telomere silencing protein Zds1
Exons: 3
Coding region: 1249-3861 (870 amino acids)
Biological process (GO): positive regulation of G2/M transition of mitotic cell cycle; establishment of cell polarity
Cellular component (GO): cell septum; cytoplasm
Source: RefSeq, a predicted model, not a curated record